Molecule: messenger RNA, 1780 nt
Organism: Macrosteles quadrilineatus (aster leafhopper)
Lineage: Eukaryota; Metazoa; Arthropoda; Insecta; Hemiptera; Cicadellidae
Exons: 6
Coding region: 101-1585 (494 amino acids)
Source: RefSeq, a predicted model, not a curated record
CCUACAGUCCCGUUACUGCCGGAGCCGGGGAGCAGCAAGCCUGCAGUCUCAGUCAGUAGGCACUAGGCACUAGGCAGACGGCGGCGGUGGCGGUCAGAGCAUGGCGAUCAUCGACUACAAGGCGCUCUUCUGCGUGCUCAUCAUCUCGUCAUUCACGAGACAGAACGAGGAGGAAGAAACAAACCCCUUCGUGGAGGCAGCCAAGAGUCUGCUGCAGGACUACACCAAAGACCACGGAGGCGAAGGAGGUGCUGCAGCUGCAGGGCUGGGGACGGUGGUACAGUCUCUGCUGCAGAGUGAAGGAGGCAAACAACUAGGAGGCGACCUCCUCAGCGGCCUCGGCAACAUCCUCACCACAGCCCAAGGCAGCAACCCCCAGCUGCUGGGACAGAUGGUGGAGAUGUUCUCGAACAUGGCGCAGACGCAGACAGAGGAGAACAGCAACGUCGACCACAACAACAAUGAGGUGCGGUCGAGCGGAAGGAAGAGAGGUGAUGACGGAAAACCUGCGGCCCCGGCGGCGAGUCCGGAGGUGAACUGGGAGUCGAUGAUGGACAUCGCGGCGAGCUUCAUGUCCCAGGGCGGAGGCGGGAGUCAGGGAAGUCCCCUGGAGGGGUUGAUGAACCUGCUACCAGCUCUGCUGCAGACGGGACACGCGCACCACGACGACGAGACUGAGGAUGUCGAGGAGCACCGCAGACACGAGAAGGCCACCUCCCUGUUACCUCCCUUCCUCAACACAGCCAUGAUCUACUGGGACCACUUCAAGGAGUCCGAGCUGGGCAGGACCCUGUGGACCAACAGUGGCCUCGAGGCCAUCUUCAAGCUGUUCACGGACACUGAUGGCCACUUCCAGAUGGACCGCAUCUUCGAGUCUAUGGAGAACCACAGCUUUCGACGGCGGUGGAUCCGCAGUCUGACCAGCUUUGUGGCGGAAUGGGUGAAACACGUGGCGGACCCAGCGACUCAGUCCAGGUACUUGGCCACCAUCCAGUUCAUGGGUAAUGGGUUCCUCAAGGCGCAAGGCUACUCCAAGGCAGUGCUGUUUGACCCUGCCAGGCCCACAGAGAGUCUCAGUCUCCUGGCCAAUGCUGUGUUCAAGAGACAGUUUGGGCUCAAAGUUAACUCUGCAGUAUACAUCAAGCCAGCAGUAGCCUACAUUCAGGAUGUGUUCAGACUAGGACAGAGCAAGGGCUUGGGACUAUCUCACCUGAGUACGCAGGACAUUGAGGGUAAGCUGGCCGAGACACUCAACGGAGAGGUGCUGGAGCCAGUACUGAGGGUAUGGCGAGCGUACCGCUUUACUCUGCGAGUGCCCAGCUGUGACAGGUAUUUGGUGUGUCAACUCAACCGGUUCCCUCCCGGCACAGAGGGACAAGCUGGACUCAAACCCGGAGUCACCAAACUGUCCAGUUUGGUGGCAUCCUGGUUCCUGUCAGGGCAGACCGGCACUCCGUUCUGGAAGCUGUAUAAUGCUGCAGUUGAGGAUCAUAAUUGUCAGGUGAAGUAUCCAGCUAACUGCAGUCAGUUUCAUGAAGAAGACCAAAGAGUAACAACAGAGCAAUAUGUCCACAAUGAACUGUAAACUGACCUCUGACCCCACCAUCAUGACUCUCCUGUAAAUUGAAUUUUUAAUACUACAUUAUUUUCCAUUAUCUUAUUGUCUCUAUUGAACAGUAUUUAAAAUUAAUCUAAGUUAAAAAUGUAUAUAAUAGUUCUUUCUUUGUAAAUAUAGUGAAUUAAGGUUUAGAAUUUAUGUAUUUUCUAGAAACUAAAGAUA